AUGGAUUAUCCCAAAAUGGAUUAUUUUCUGGAUGUCGAGUCUGCUCACAGACUCUUGGAUGUCGAGUCAGCUCAGAGAUUCUUCUACAGUCAAGGAGCUCAAGCUCGCCGGGCGACCCUGCUCCUGCCUCCCACAUUAAUGGCGGCAUCUUCGGAGGACGACAUCGACCGACGGCCCAUCCGGAGAGUGCGCUCCAAGAGCGACACGCCCUACCUCGCCGAGGCCAGGAUCUCCUUCAACCUCGGGGCGGGUUGCCUUAAAAUUCAACGUAGGAAAAUUAAAUACUCGAAGAACCAAGUAAAAGAAAGCUUAGAGAUGACCUACUCUAAUACAUCUUGUGAAUGA
Messenger RNA from Ochotona princeps (American pika), 345 nucleotides. Its product is annotated as phosphatase and actin regulator 1-like. Lineage: Eukaryota; Metazoa; Chordata; Mammalia; Lagomorpha; Ochotonidae. The transcript is spliced from 3 exons. The record is from RefSeq and is a predicted model, not a curated record. Bases 1 to 345 code for a protein of 114 amino acids.